Messenger RNA from Marmota flaviventris (yellow-bellied marmot), 3847 nucleotides. It is a transcript of the gene Jak3, whose product is annotated as Janus kinase 3. Gene Ontology annotation, biological process: intracellular signal transduction; cell surface receptor signaling pathway via JAK-STAT; regulation of apoptotic process. The record is from RefSeq and is a predicted model, not a curated record. Gene Ontology annotation, cellular component: membrane; cytosol; cytoskeleton. NCBI's taxonomy places the organism in Eukaryota, Metazoa, Chordata, Mammalia, Rodentia, Sciuridae. Gene Ontology annotation, molecular function: non-membrane spanning protein tyrosine kinase activity; growth hormone receptor binding; ATP binding.
ACCAAGGGGCCCGCACAGGAAGGAGCCAGUGGGGCUUUCCUGCCUGGCCUCCCGGCCUCGCUGGGCCUUCCUUAGUCCAGGGUUCCCACCGCCAGCUCUGCCCUCCCCGCCCAGAAGCCCUGAGCCCUCUGGAGAGGACUAAGCGCCCCAGGCAGGCUGCACCCAUGGCACCUCCAAGUGAGGAGAUGCCCCUGAUCUCCCAGCGCUCCUGCAGCCUCUCCUCCUCGGAGGCUGGUGCGCUCCACGUGCUGCUGCCUCCUCGGGGUCCCGGGCCUCCUCAGAGGCUGUCUUUCUCCUUUGGGGACCACUCGGCUGAGGAACUGUGUGUGCGGGCUGCCAAGGCCAGUGGCAUCCUGCCCGUGUACCACUCACUCUUUGCCUUGGCCACGGAGGACUUGUCUUGCUGGUUCCCUCCGAGCCACGUCUUCUCUGUGGAAGAUGUGGGCACCCAAGUCCUAGUCUACAGACUGCGCUUUUACUUUCCCAACUGGUUUGGGCUGGAGAAGUGCCACCGCUUUGGGCUACGCAAGGACUUGGCCAGUGCCAUCCUGGACCUGCCCGUCCUGGAACACCUCUUUGCCCAGCACCGCAGUGACCUGCUGAGUGGGCGCCUGCACGUGGGUCUCAGCCUCCAGGAGCAGGGCGAGUGUCUCAGCCUGGCCGUGCUGGACGUGGCCCGGAUGGCCUGUGAGCAGGGCCAGCGGCCUGCCCAGCUCCUGAAGACCGUCAGCUACAAGGCCUGCCUGCCGCCUGGCCUGCGCGACCUGAUCCAGGGUCUGAGCUUCGUGACUCGGAGACGUAUUCGGACCACGGUGCGCUGCGCCUUGCGCCGUGUGGCGGCCUGCCAGGCAGACCGGCACUCGCUCAUGGCCAAGUACAUCAUGGACCUGGAGCGGCUGGACCCUGCUGGGACCACCGAGACCUUCCGCGUCGGUCUGUCCGGGGCCGCGGGUGGCCAGGAUGGGCAGGGGUUGCUCCGUGUGGCUGGUGGCAGCGGCAUCUCCUGGAGUCCGGCAGCACAGGAGGUCUUCCAGCCCUUCUGUGACUUUCCAGAAAUCGUGGACAUCAGCAUCAAGCAAGCCCCACGUGUUGGCCCGGCCGGGGAGCACCGCCUGGUCACUAUCACCAGGACAGACAACCAGAUCCUGGAGGCCGAGUUCCCGGGGCUGCCCGAGGCGCUGUCCUUCUUGGCUCUGGUGGACGGUUACUUCCGCCUGAUUUGCGACUCCCGCCACUUCUUCUGCAAGGAGGUGGCACCGCCACGGCUGCUGGAGGAAGUGGCCGAGCAGUGCUAUGGCCCCAUCACCCUGGACUUUGCCAUCAACAAGCUCAAGGCGGGGGGCUCACUUCCCGGCUCCUACGUGCUGCGGCGCAGCCCCCAGGACUUCGACAGCUUCCUCCUCACUGUGUGUGUCCAGACACCCCUCGGCCCUGACUACAAGGGCUGCCUCAUCCGCCGAGACCCUGUAGGAACCGUGUCGCUGGUCGGCCUUGGCCGUCCUCACAGCAGCCUUCGGCAGCUGCUGGCAGCCUGCUGGGACGGCGGGCUUCACGUCGAUGGAGUUGCCCUGCAGCUUAGCUCCUGCUGCACCCCCAGACCCAAAGAAAAGACCAACUUGACUGUGGUCCGGAGGGGCUGCGGCCCACCCUCCACCUCCCCUGCUCAGCCCCAGUCCCAACAUAAGCUGAAUCAGAUGACGUUCCACAAGAUCCCUGCCGACAGCCUGGAGUGGCACGAGAACCUGGGCCACGGGUCCUUCACCAAGAUUUACCGGGGAUGUCGCCACGAAGCUGUGGACGGGGAGGCCCGGGCGACGGAGGUGCUCCUGAAGGUCAUGGACGCCAAGCACAGGAACUGCAUGGAGUCCUUCCUGGAAGCUGCGAGCUUGAUGAGUCAGGUGUCCUACCCGCAUCUGGUGCUGCUCCACGGCGUGUGCAUGGCUGGAGACAGCAUCAUGGUGCAGGAAUUCGUCCUCCUGGGAGCCAUAGACACCUACCUGCGCAAACAUGGCCACCUGGUGCCAGCCAGCUGGAAGCUGCAGGUGGUCAAACAGCUGGCCUACGCCCUCAACUACCUGGAGGACAAAGGCCUCCCUCACGGCAACGUCUCAGCCCGGAAGGUGCUCCUGGCUCGGGAGGGGGCUGACGGGAGCUCGCCAUUCAUCAAGCUGAGUGACCCUGGUGUCAGCCCCACUGUGCUAAGCCUGGAAAUGCUCACUGACAGGAUCCCCUGGGUGGCCCCCGAGUGUCUCCAGGAGACCCAGACGCUUGGCUUGGAAGCCGACAAGUGGGGGUUUGGUGCAACAGUCUGGGAGGUGUUCAGCGGGAUCCCGAUGCCCCUCAACCACCUGGACCCCCCCAAGAAACUCAAGUUUUAUGAGGACCGGCAGCAGCUGCCGGCCCCCAAGUGGACAGAGCUGGCCCUGCUGAUCCAGCAGUGCAUGGCCUACGAGCCAGGCCAGAGGCCCUCCUUCCGAGCUGUCAUCCGGGACCUCAACAGCCUCAUCACUUCAGACUAUGAGCUCCUCUCAGACCCAACCCCUGGCACCCUGACGCCCCGCGAUGGGCUGUGGAGUGGUGCCCAGCUCUAUGCCUGCCAGGACCCCACGAUCUUUGAGGAAAGACACCUCAAGUACAUCUCACAGUUGGGAAAGGGCAACUUUGGCAAUGUGGAAUUGUGCCGCUAUGACCCGCUGGGUGACAACACGGGCGCCCUGGUGGCUGUGAAGCAGCUGCAGCACAGUGGGCCAGAUCAGCAGAGGGACUUCCAGCGGGAGAUCCAGAUCCUCAAAGCCAUGCACAGUGACUUUAUUGUGAAGUACCGUGGUGUCAGCUAUGGCCCCGGUCGCCAGAGCUUGCGGCUGGUCAUGGAGUACCUGCCCAGCGGAUGCCUGCGUGACUUUCUGCAGAGGCACCGCGCACGCCUGGACUCGAGCCGCCUCCUCCUCUACGCCUCGCAGAUCUGCAAGGGCAUGGAGUACCUGGGCUCCCGCCGCUGCGUGCAUCGCGACCUGGCGGCCCGGAACAUCCUGGUGGAGAACGAGGCUCACGUCAAGAUCGCCGACUUCGGCUUGGCCAAGCUGCUGCCGCUCGACAAGGACUACUACGUGGUUCGCGAGCCCGGCCAGAGCCCCAUCUUCUGGUACGCCCCCAAGUCCCUCUCCGACAACGUCUUCUCGCGCCAGUCCGACGUCUGGAGCUUCGGGGUCGUCCUCUACGAGCUCUUCACCUACAGCGACAAGAGCUGCAGCCCCUCCGCCGAGUUCUUGCGAAUGAUGGGGUGCGAGCGAGAUGCCCCGGCCCUCUGCCGCCUCUUGGAGCUCCUGGCCGAGGGCCAGAGGCUGCCGGCGCCCUCCGCCUGUCCCCGUGAGGUUCAUGAACUUAUGAAGCUGUGCUGGGCCUUGAGCCCACAGGACCGGCCGACCUUCAGUGUCCUGGGUCCCCAGCUGGACGUGCUGUGGAGUGGAAACCGGGGGUAGCAGCCGAGGGCGUCAGACCUACGCCUUCUCUGCUGGCUCAUCCCAAGGGCAAACCUGUUCCCCGUCCUCUUUAUAUCUCCAGAACUCAGAUCUCCGUGUGACCUCAGGCAGAGGACUGCCCCUCUCUGGUCCCCUGAGGCCUUGGGAGGGUCCCCUGCUUCAUGAAGAUCCCUCCUGGGGCAGAUGACAUUGGUCAGCAGCCUGGUGGCCCCAGGAACUUGUAAAGAUGCACGGCAGAUGGCUCCUGAGCCCUGCCCGCAGAUGCAAGGGACAAAAUUCAAGCCCCUCCUGGCUUCCCAUCCCUUCUUGGUGUGGCCCUGAGUUUCCUUUCUUCUUCCCAAAGUGGAUACGAUGUAACUUUAAGUAUA